Messenger RNA from Sardina pilchardus (European sardine), 1897 nucleotides. It is a transcript of the gene macrod2, whose product is annotated as mono-ADP ribosylhydrolase 2. Lineage: Eukaryota; Metazoa; Chordata; Actinopteri; Clupeiformes; Clupeidae. The transcript has 19 exons. Bases 149 to 1654 code for a protein of 501 amino acids. The record is from RefSeq and is a predicted model, not a curated record.
GAGACUACUAUAUUUUGACAGCUUCUCAGGUGAGACACCUCAUCCAGGAGCUGUUUCACUUUCUCUUGAGUUGCCGAACACACUCGCUGUGAGCCUGGGGUUGUUACACUCAAAAAACAAUCAUUUCAAGCCCAUACAUCACGGCACCAUGAGUAAAAAGAAAAAGGACUGGAGAACGGAGAAAGAACGCUUGCUCAAGCUAGGACUGGAGGAGCGACGCAAAGAGUAUCGUGGUAACUUUAUGUCUCUGGACAAGGUGCCCACAUGGAGGAAACACGAAAAGACUACAGGGAAAGGGGAAGACGAGGAGCAGAGAGCACCGUCCGUCUCCUUGAGCAACAAAGUGUCUCUGCACAAAGGUGACAUCACCAUCCUGGAAGUGGACGCCAUUGUGAAUGCCGCUAACUCCAGUCUACUGGGCGGCGGAGGAGUGGACGGCUGCAUACAUCGAGCGGCAGGCCCCUGUCUCUACGAGGAGUGCCACACGCUGAACGGCUGCGCCACGGGAAAAGCCAAGAUCACCGGCGGCUACGACCUCCCCGCCAAAUAUGUGAUCCACACGGUGGGACCCAUAGCCAGAGGACACCUGGGCUCUUCCCAGAGAGACGACCUUGAGGCCUGCUACAAAAGCUCCCUGCAGCUGGUCAAGGAGAAUGGCUUGCACUCUGUGGCCUUCCCCUGCAUAUCCACAGGAAUUUAUGGUUUUCCCAAUGAGCCUGCCGCGGAGAUCGCCUUAAAAACAGUCAGGUCCUGGAUCAGGAGGAACAGAGAUGAGGUGGACCGUGUCAUAUUCUGUGUCUUCCUGGAAACGGAUUACAAGAUCUACAAAGAGAAGAUGGCGGAGUUCUUCUCACAAGAUAACGAUAUGGAUGAGGACGGCAGUGACACACAGGGAGAUGAUGAUGAUGACGACGGGGUCGGCCCUGCGGAUGCAGACAUGAUCAGUCAGAAAGAGGAGGAAGAGGAGGAGGAGGAGGAGGAAGAGCAGGCCGAGAACAAAGAGGAGAACAGAGAUGUGGAGAUGGCCAGUCAGACCCAAGAUGAGGAGGAGGAGGAGGCGGUGCUGAAGGACCCAGGCAAGAGUGUGGAGCUGAAGAAGGACAGAGACAAAGAGAAGAACACAGCUACAGGCACAGCAUCAGAGGGUUCAGCUGGAGAGGCAGGAGGAGGUGCAGGAGGAGGCGCAGGUGCAGCGGAGAGUAAAACGGAGGGAGAGAAGCAGGAGCAGAAGAAGGAGGACCAGCAGCAGGAGGAGAAGGAGGAGGAGGAGGAGAAGGAGGAAGAGGAGGAGAUGGAGAAGGAGGAAAAGGAGAGAGGAGGCGCAGGGGAGCCUGCAGCUGUGGAUCGGGAGGGCAGCUCUGAGCAGCCAGAGAAGAAGAGUCCAGGGGUGCCAGAGGACAAGAUCGGAAAGGGCUCCCCCAAGGUGAGAGCUCCACUGGCGGAACAGGAAGAGGACGUGGGCACGGACGUAGACAUGGACGCAGACGGAGAUGAUGCAGAGCCAGGUGACCCCCCAGCUCCCAAGGACAGUGGCACCGGCACCGCUGAAGCUCAGGGUGAGGACUCCCAAGAACCUGAAUUAACUCAAACAGACAGCAAUCAGUCCAAAGACGAAGCCUCCGCGCAGAAGAAGGAACCACCGAGGAAGGAAUGAAACGACAAUCAUCCUCAGAAUGACAGCCGGCAAACUGUGUGAAGGCACACACACACACACACACACGCACACACACACACACACACACACCACACCACACCACACCACACCACACCAACUCUGCACCACAUUGAGCAAAGCCCAGGCCCAUGCUUCCAAAUCACACACACACACACACAGUCUUACACCACACCACACCAACUCUGCACCACACUGAGCAAGGUCCAGGCUCAUGCUUUUAAA